Messenger RNA from Syzygium oleosum, 2778 nucleotides. RefSeq names its product 2-isopropylmalate synthase 2, chloroplastic-like. Gene Ontology annotation, cellular component: chloroplast. Gene Ontology annotation, biological process: L-leucine biosynthetic process. The transcript is spliced from 12 exons. The record is from RefSeq and is a predicted model, not a curated record. Lineage: Eukaryota; Viridiplantae; Streptophyta; Magnoliopsida; Myrtales; Myrtaceae. Gene Ontology annotation, molecular function: 2-isopropylmalate synthase activity. The coding region runs from base 56 to 1993 and encodes 645 amino acids.
UACUGUCAGUCUCUCUUCCUAGUCUUCUUCUUCUCCUGCACAUCUUCCUCCAAAAAUGGCCAUGGCCUCCACUUUCAUCAACCCUAAUUUCUCCUCCAUCUCCUGUUCCUCCUCCUCCUCCUCCUCCUCCUCCUUCGCUCCCAAGCUCCGCCCCGUUUCCUCCUCCUCCUCCUCCUCCUCCUCCCGCCGCACCCCGAAGCCUCCCGCCUUCCGCCGCAUCUCCUCCCGAUCUCCCCCCAAACACGCCUCCUCCUCCUCCUCCUCCGCCGUCACAUGCUCCGCCCCUCCCCCUCCCCCUCCCACUCCCGCUCCCUCCCGCCGGCCCCCCUACAUCCCCAACCGCAUCCCCGACCCCAACUACGUCCGCAUCUUCGACACCACCCUCCGCGACGGCGAGCAGUCCCCCGGCGCCACCAUGACCUCCAAGGAGAAGCUCGACAUCGCCCGCCAGCUCGCCAAGCUCGGCGUAGACGUCAUCGAGGCUGGCUUCCCCGCCGCCUCCGAGGACGACUUCGCGGCCGUCAAGGCCAUCGCCCUCGAGGUGGGCAACGCGGUGGACGCCUCCGGCUACGUGCCCGUCAUCUGCGGGCUCUCCAGGUGCAACGAGAAGGACAUCAGGUCCGCCUGGGAGGCCGUCCGGUUCGCCAAGCGGCCGAGGGUGCACACGUUCAUCGCCACCAGCGGGAUCCACAUGGAGUAUAAACUGAAGAAGAGCAAGGAAGAGGUGAUCGACAUUGCCCGGAGGAUGGUGGGGUUCGCCCGGAGCUUAGGGUGCGAUGAUGUCGAGUUCAGCCCUGAGGAUGCUGGCAGAUCGGAUAGAGAGUUUCUCUAUGAAAUUCUGGGUGAAGUUAUCAAGGCAGGUGCCACAACUCUCAACAUUCCCGACACUGUGGGUAUUACUAUGCCUGAAGAGUUUGGUAAACUGAUAGCUGACAUAAAAGCGAAUACACCUGGAAUAGAAAAUGUUAUCAUUUCCACACACUGCCAAAACGAUCUUGGUCUUUCAACAGCCAACACCAUAGCGGGCGCAUGUGCUGGGGCAAGACAAGUGGAAGUAACAAUUAAUGGCAUUGGUGAAAGAGCUGGAAAUGCUUCUUUGGAAGAGGUGGUAAUGGCCUUAAAAUGCAAAGGGGAGCACGUAUUGGGAGGUCUUUACACAGGAAUCAAUACUCGUCAUAUUGUCAUGACUAGCAAAAUGGUAGAAGAGUACUCAGGCUUGCAUGUACAACCUCAUAAAGCUAUUGUUGGAGCUAAUGCCUUUGCUCAUGAAAGCGGCAUCCAUCAGGACGGAAUGCUGAAACACAAAGGUACAUAUGAAAUUAUAUCUCCUGACGAUAUUGGACUUGAGCGAUCCAAUGAGGCAGGCAUUGUCCUUGGAAAAUUGAGUGGGCGCCAUGCUUUGAAAAUGAAACUUGUAGAGCUUGGUUAUGAUAUUGAUGGUGAUCAACUGGACAAUAUCUUCUGGCGGUUUAAGGCAGUAGCUGAGCAGAAAAAGAGAGUUACUGAUGCUGACAUAAGAGCCCUGGUAUCAGAUGAAGUUUUCCAACCAGCGGUUGUAUGGAAGCUUCUUGAUUUACAGGUUACAUGUGGAACUCUUGGUCUUUCGACGGCAACUGUAAAACUUAUCAGUGCUGAUGGGAAAGAGCAUAUUGCUUGCUCUGUCGGUACUGGACCUGUGGAUUCGGCAUACAAGGCUGUUGAUCUAAUUGUUAAGGUACCUGCAGCGCUUCUCGAGUACUCCAUGACCGCCGUCACAGAGGGCAUUGACGCAAUAGCCACAACCCGAGUUUUGAUCCGUGGCGAAAACAAUCACACAUCUACACAUGCUUUAACUGGGGAGACUGUACACAGAACCUUCAGUGGUGCCGGGUCGAGCAUGGAUAUUGCUGUUUCAAGUGUGAAGGCCUAUAUUGGUGCAUUAAACAAGAUGUUGGGUUUCAUGGAGCAGACUCCAUCAGAUGUUCCUGCAGAGAGAACCCCAGUGUCCGUGUAAACAUGCCUGACGACUAGUAGUUGCAUCUCCCAUAUACGUGGUGACAGCAUGAUGAGUCCUCGAGUCUUGUCCAUACACUCCUGGCCAAAUGUCUUAAAGAAAUCUAUUAAUCAAUGGGGAGACAUUUUCAACCACUUCGUUCCCCAAAAGCAGUGAAGAAAAACCAUUCCUAUGUUGGUGAGUUAGCCUCAACUUCCUGAGCAUAUGUUUGAGGGGCGUUUUAGCUGUGUAAUAUAGACUAGACAUAAGUUGGUGUGUCCAAUUAGUGAGCUGUUUAGAUGUGCCAAUACAUCUUUGUUUCCUUGUUUCCCUAUUCUGAAGGAUUGGAAUUUUAACUCGAUUUCAAGCUCUCCUAAGUUAGCUGCAAUUUUCGACGAGUAGUGUCGUGCGUAUGAGAGAACUUAUUCAUCUUUAUUAGAUGUGCAAUUCUAAAAUGACACUCUUAACGUCGGCCAGCUUCGAUUUGUUCUCCCUCCACCAUUUUGAAACUCCAAAGCUUUGUUCAACCAUCAUAUAGCGGGAGGUGGGACACAGAUCAGGUCAGCUGAGUUUUUGGCAAUGAAGAUAAAGCAUUUGCCUAUGAUUUCUACCCUCAUUUCUUCAGCAUAUUAUUCUCCUCUGUGCGAGUCUUUGAGGUGCGGUUAAAAAACAUCUUCGAAGAUACCGUGCUCGUCUAUGUCUAGUUGAGCCAGAGACGGACCUAAGGGGCCCUGCUGGGUGCCGUUUAGUGCAACUUUUAUGAAUUCUUCAUUGUAUUUUUAUGACAAUUUUUAGUAAAAUUUCUU